This is a messenger RNA of Zymoseptoria tritici IPO323, 2418 nucleotides long. RefSeq lists its product as uncharacterized. The annotation marks the transcript as partial. The transcript has a single exon. Gene Ontology annotation, cellular component: cytosol; mitochondrion. Gene Ontology annotation, biological process: cell redox homeostasis. Lineage: Eukaryota; Fungi; Ascomycota; Dothideomycetes; Mycosphaerellales; Mycosphaerellaceae. The record is from RefSeq and is a predicted model, not a curated record. Gene Ontology annotation, molecular function: protein binding.
CAACCCACCGCACCUGGCACGCUCCCUAGCCAGGCUUAUACACCCGGCACCAACCCUGCGAACCUUUCCGGGCUGGUCUGCAAUGUCCAUCGCACGACAGGAAAGGAGCCACACCCUCUCGUCGGUGCGACGACGACUGUUCUCGGCGACAAGCUUUACGUCUUUGGAGGCCGCCGACUAUCUCGCACGAAACCACAAUUGACGUCGAAUCUCUACGAGCUAGACUUGAUCCGACGGCAUUGGACAAAAUUGAGUCCCAAGGGCGACGUACCCUCACCACGAUACUUUCACAGCAUGUGUGCUUUGGGAGAUACGAAACUCGUCUGCUACGGAGGCAUGUCUCCAGCUCCGGUAUCCGAGAGCAAUUCGGAAAGUCAACCCGAGGUGGCUGUCAUGUCUGACGUGCACAUCUACGACGUUCUCACACACACAUGGACCAAGAUCAACACUCCAGAUCCGCCUCAAGGACGAUACGCUCACUGCGCGGCGAUUCUCCCUUCAUCGGCCGUCUUUGCUUCGCCCAACGCGCCCAUGUCGGCGGUCCAUCACAACCCUGCCGGCGAGAACCCAAACCAGGGCUCUCUUGGUGUCGCAAUAGAUGGUACUGGUGGAGCCGAGAUGGUCGUAGUGGGCGGACAAGACAGCGCGAACCACUACAUUGAGCAAGUCAGCGUGUUCAACUUGAGGUCUCUCAAGUGGACUGGCACGACAGGCAUGGGUCGAAGUUGUGGUGCUUACCGAAGUGUGGUCACGCCUCUCACCGGCAUGACUGCCUCUCAAAUUGGUGCUGGCCCGCACGCCCGCAAUGAGCUCGAGGAGGAUGAUGAAGAGCCUGGUGCUUCGAUUGGAUCCGGCGCGCCCAUGCUGAUCUACUCAAAUUACAACUUCUUGGAUGUCAAGCUGGAGCUGCAAGUCCGUCUGACUGAUGGAACGUUGACGGAAAAGCCGAUGCAGACUGCUGUGUCACCGCCUGGCCUUCGAUUUCCCAACGGUGGUGUCAUCGACAACCAUUUCGUCGUUUCGGGCACUUUCUUGACCUCCUCGAAGCAGGAGUACGCGCUCUGGGCACUGGAUCUAAGAACACUCACAUGGUCUCGUAUCGAUGCUGGAGGUAGCAUCUUCAGCCAAGGGAGUUGGAAUCGUGGUGUGCUGUGGAGUCGUCGCAACUCGUUCGUCGUUCUCGGCAACCGCAAGCGGAGCCUUGUCGAUGACUACAACAACCGCCGCAUCAAUUUCUCCAACAUCUGCGUCGUCGAAUUGGAAGCAUUCGGACUUUACGACAACCCCAACAUCGCCGAGCCCACAUCAAACUUCAUCUCCGCUUCCGCCCUCAUCCAACCUCCCACUCCCGACAUCAGCUUCAGCCGGCUUCUCUCCUCCGCCGCAGAAGACAUUGGCGCACUCGCUCUCAACACCCGCGAGCUCGCCGACAUGGACUUUCUCGCCAUCGACGGCACCCGCGUGCCUGUCAACUCUCGCCUCAUCUCUCGCCGUUGGGGUCCCCACUUCAUCUCCCUACUCCGAGAAUCUCUCGCGACCUCCGAAACCGACACGGCGACCCUACGACCCAACGUCGCGAAUCACCCUUCCCGCAAUUCCAGCAUCACCAUCACUCCAUCCAUCACCUCCUCCAACGCCACAACUCUCACCGCCAACUCCACCGUCACAAGUACCGACCUCCUGGACACCCGCUCCGCCCCACCCACCACCCGUCCUCGUCUCCUCUACCUCCCACACACCGCUCCGACCCUCCACGCCCUCCUCCAUUACCUCUACACCCUCACACUUCCAGCAUCUCCUCAUCCUCUCGCCACACCUCAGAUAUUCUGCUCCCUCCUCCAGCUCGCCCGCCCCUACAAAAUCUCCGGCCUCCUCGAAGCCGUCGUCGAACGCCUGCACUCCUCCCUCGACGGCCGCAACGCCGCAGCCAUCUUCAACGCCGCAGCGAUGGGUGCGGGAGGCGGAGAUAGCGUGCACUUCGCCACGAGUCGCGCUACGAUACGGGAGAGCGACAUUCCAAUCAGGACUGCAAGUCUGGGCGGCAUGGAUGGCUUGAUGACGAAUGGCGUUAGCGGGACAGAUCCGCGGGCAGGUAGGGAUGGGCUGAGAGUCAAUACGGAAAUGGCGAAUGGCCGCUCGGCGAGGACUACGCCUCGUCCUGGGCAGACUGGUCUCGCGAGCGAUACGGAGGACGACGAUACAGAGGAACCGACGAGUGCGGUCAGUGCUAGCAGUGCAGGGGAAGGUGAGGAUGGGCUUCCGGCGGACGGUCUGAGUGCUUCGAGUAGUUUCAGUCGUGGAUUGGACACCGAUGCGGCGGCGAGGAUGGAGGUGUGGAGUGGUGCGUGCAGUUCGGUGGUGGGACUGCAGAAGCGAGGAUUGAGAGGGCUGAUGGAGGGGAGGAGAAUGAGGGAACGG